Messenger RNA from Peromyscus eremicus (cactus mouse), 2758 nucleotides. Its product is annotated as tubulin beta-3 chain. Gene Ontology annotation, biological process: G protein-coupled receptor signaling pathway; axon guidance; microtubule cytoskeleton organization. Gene Ontology annotation, molecular function: G protein-coupled receptor activity; GTPase activity; GTP binding. Lineage: Eukaryota; Metazoa; Chordata; Mammalia; Rodentia; Cricetidae. Bases 1 to 2460 code for a protein of 819 amino acids. The transcript is spliced from 7 exons. The record is from RefSeq and is a predicted model, not a curated record. Gene Ontology annotation, cellular component: membrane; cytoplasm; microtubule.
AUGCCCACUCGGGGGCCUCAGAAGAGGCUUCUGGGUUCUCUCAACUCCACCUCCACAGCCACCCCUCACCUUGGACUGGCCACAAACCAGACAGGGCCUUGGUGCCUUCAGGUGUCUAUCCCGGAUGGCCUCUUCCUCAGCCUGGGGCUGGUGAGUCUGGUGGAGAAUGUGCUGGUCGUGAUAGCCAUCACCAAAAACCGCAACCUGCACUCGCCCAUGUAUUGCUUCAUCUGCUGUCUGGCCCUGUCUGACCUGAUGGUGAGUAUAAGCUUGGUGCUAGAGACUACUAUCAUCCUGCUGCUGGAGGCAGGGGCCCUGGUGACCCGGGCUGCUUUGGUGCAACAGCUGGACAAUGUCAUUGACGUGCUCAUCUGUGGCUCCAUGGUGUCCAGUCUUUGCUUCCUUGGUGUCAUUGCCAUAGACCGCUACAUCUCCAUCUUCUAUGCACUACGUUAUCACAGCAUUGUGACACUGCCCCGGGCACGCCGGGCCAUCGUGGGCAUCUGGGUGGCCAGCAUCUUCUUCAGCACCCUCUUUAUCACCUACUACAAUCACACAGCCGUCCUAAUCUGCCUCGUCACUUUCUUUCUAGCCAUGCUGGCACUCAUGGCAGUUCUGUAUGUCCACAUGCUCACUCGAGCAUGCCAGCAUGCUCAGGGGAUUGCCCAGCUCCACAAGAGGCAGGGCUCCACCUGCCAAGGCUUCUGCCUUAAGGGCGCCGCCACCCUUACUAUCCUUCUGGGAAUUUUCUUCCUGUGCUGGGGCCCCUUCUUCCUGCAUCUCACACUCAUCGUCCUCUGCCCUCAGCACCCCACCUGCAGCUGCAUCUUUAAGAACUUCAACCUCUACCUCAUUCUCAUCAUCUUCAGCUCCAUCGUCGACCCCCUCAUCUAUGCUUUUCGGAGCCAGGAGCUCCGCAUGACACUCAGGGAGGUGCUGCUGUGCUCCUGGUCUGCACAGAAGUAUCAGGGAGGCUCCAGCUUUCCCAGCCUCGCCCACCCCAAGAGCCGAAGGCCCUCCGGCGGCCCCUCCUCCGAAGGCGCGGCCAGACAUGCUCCGCAUUCCCGCUGUCCGCCUGCUUCUCAACUCGAGCCGUUUGAAGUCAGCAUGAGGGAGAUCGUGCACAUCCAGGCCGGCCAGUGCGGCAACCAGAUAGGGGCCAAGUUCUGGGAGGUCAUCAGUGAUGAGCAUGGCAUAGACCCCAGUGGCAACUACGUGGGGGACUCAGACCUGCAGCUGGAGCGCAUCAGCGUGUACUACAAUGAGGCCUCCUCUCACAAGUAUGUGCCCAGAGCCAUUCUGGUGGACCUGGAACCUGGAACCAUGGAUAGUGUGCGGUCUGGGGCCUUUGGACACCUAUUUAGGCCUGACAACUUUAUCUUUGGUCAGAGUGGCGCCGGCAACAACUGGGCCAAAGGGCACUACACCGAGGGCGCGGAGCUGGUGGACUCCGUCCUGGAUGUGGUGAGGAAGGAGUGUGAGAACUGCGACUGUCUGCAGGGCUUCCAGCUGACACACUCACUGGGUGGGGGCACAGGCUCAGGCAUGGGGACCCUGCUCAUCAGCAAGGUGCGCGAGGAGUACCCUGACCGCAUCAUGAACACCUUCAGCGUGGUGCCCUCACCCAAAGUGUCGGACACUGUGGUGGAGCCCUACAAUGCCACCCUGUCCAUCCACCAGCUGGUGGAGAACACGGAUGAGACCUACUGUAUCGACAACGAGGCCCUCUAUGACAUCUGCUUCCGUACCCUCAAGUUGGCCACACCCACCUACGGGGACCUCAACCACCUUGUUUCUGCUACCAUGAGUGGAGUCACUACUUCCCUUCGAUUCCCUGGUCAACUCAAUGCUGACCUCCGCAAGCUAGCUGUCAACAUGGUGCCCUUCCCCCGCUUGCACUUCUUCAUGCCUGGCUUUGCCCCACUUACAGCCCGGGGCAGCCAGCAAUACCGGGCCCUGACGGUACCUGAGCUCACCCAGCAGAUGUUCGAUGCCAAGAAUAUGAUGGCUGCCUGCGACCCACGCCACGGCCGUUACCUGACAGUGGCCACUGUCUUCCGUGGGCGCAUGUCCAUGAAGGAGGUGGAUGAGCAGAUGCUGGCAAUCCAGAGUAAGAACAGUAGCUACUUCGUGGAGUGGAUCCCCAACAACGUCAAGGUAGCAGUGUGUGAUAUCCCACCCCGUGGGCUCAAGAUGUCAUCCACCUUCAUUGGCAACAGCACGGCCAUCCAGGAGCUGUUCAAACGCAUCUCAGAGCAGUUUACAGCCAUGUUCCGGCGCAAGGCCUUCCUUCACUGGUACACGGGUGAGGGCAUGGAUGAGAUGGAGUUCACUGAGGCCGAGAGCAACAUGAAUGACCUGGUAUCUGAGUACCAGCAGUACCAGGAUGCCACAGCUGAGGAAGAGGGUGAAAUGUAUGAAGAUGAUGAUGAGGAAUCUGAAGCCCAGGGGCCCAAGUAAAGUCGCUCACAGCUGGGGUGUGGGGCCAAGUGGCAGCCAGGGCCAAGACAAGCAGCACCUGUCCCCCAGAGCCAUCUAGCUACUGACACUGCCCCCAGCUUUGCUUCCCACCAGCUCCUUAGGGCACCCUAGGGCUCCCAGGUUAGAGUCCUUCAGUAUUUAUGGCCGUCCCCACCCCACAUGAGUCCACUUGGCUCUGUCCUUCCCAUUUAGGCCACCUCUGUAUUUAUGUUGCUCAUCUGUCUCUGUUUUAUUAUGGCUCCAGGCCUGAUGUUUUACGGUUUGGUUUGUUUUUUAC